Prosopis cineraria is the source of this 2091-nucleotide messenger RNA. Its product is annotated as bZIP transcription factor TGA10-like. Lineage: Eukaryota; Viridiplantae; Streptophyta; Magnoliopsida; Fabales; Fabaceae. Gene Ontology annotation, molecular function: DNA-binding transcription factor activity; sequence-specific DNA binding. Bases 520 to 1956 code for a protein of 478 amino acids. The transcript is spliced from 11 exons. The record is from RefSeq and is a predicted model, not a curated record. Gene Ontology annotation, biological process: DNA-templated transcription; regulation of DNA-templated transcription.
UGCUAACUUCAACUCUCGAAAUUGGUUUUUCUAAAUAAACAAAACACAGUUUCUCCUGUCUGCUCUUCCCUUCUUUGUUAUUUUCUGGAGAGAGAUAAACUCAGAGUUGAACUGCGCACACCUUCAGAACCGCUUUAUCUGAAAUAUAUAUAUAUAUAUAUAUCCUCAUGACCAGUUUGCAGAAAGUCAUCUCUUCCUUCUUAUAUCCAUGAGAGAGAAAGCGGGAGAGGUCUGUAAAAGACAAACACGGAAUUUAAUUUCUUCUGUUUCUUCGCUUUCAAUUGCGUCCUCUCCUUAUUUCCCUCUUAUCAUCAUUCUCCAGCUCCAGCUACAAGAUUACAUGUAACCGACUUUCUCUCCGUACUUGGACAAAUCUUCCAAAGUAUAUAUAUUGAUUCUAAAUGGAAAAGAGAAGGCGGUUUCGGCGUUAGUGGGGUUUUGGAGAGCUUGCGCUGGAGGACGACAAGAAGAAGAUCAAGACACAGAGAACGUAGGGUAUAGGUCGCUUUCUCCACUCCCAUGUCUUCGAGUAUCAACCAGAAAACUACUCAACAUGAACCACUUCUACCCCCUCCACAUCGUCGACAUCACCAUCAGCAACCACAAAAACAUCACACGCAAGAUCAGCAUGUUUCUUUUGGAAUGACGCAAUCUUCUUCUCCGUCGACGUUUUCUGUCCCCGGAAACUUCCCGAGCAAGGAUUCUGGAGCUUAUGAUCUGCUGGAAGAGUUGGAUCAAGCCCUUUUUCUCUAUCUCGAUGGACAACAAGACCCAUCCAGCGUUCAACACCCAAGACCAGAGAACUCAUUAUCGUCAGAAAUGAAGCCUCCGACUCUCAACAUGUUCCCAUCCCAACCCAUGCAUACACACACGCCCGCAACCAAGGCUAGCAUGGAACUUGUUCCUCCUCAAAUAGCCAGUGGUCCCAAAGGACCAUCUGAGCCAUCAAUGGAUUUGGCCAGCCCGAGAAACGAAGCCGCCUCGGCCCCUGAACCACCCAAAACGGCCAAGCGAGAGAGCAAUCGCAAGGGUCCACCGCCAAGUUCUGAACAGGAAGCACUCAAGACCCCAGAUCCUAAGACACUCAGAAGACUUGCUCAGAAUAGAGAGGCAGCUAGGAAAAGCAGGCUUAGGAAAAAGGCAUAUGUUCAGCAGCUAGAGUCAAGUAGAAUUAGGCUUAAUCAGCUGGAGCAAGAGCUACAUCGUGCUAGAGCUCAAGGAGUACUCUUCGCGGGAGCGACAGCUUUGAGGGGAGAGCAAAGCCUUCCAAUGGCUAUGAGCAGCGUUAGCUCAGAAGCUGCAAUGUUCGACGUAGAAUAUGCGAGAUGGCUAGAAGAGCACCAUCGAAUAGUGUGCGAGCUAAGAGCCGCAGUUCAAGAGCACCUUCCAGAGAACGAGCUUCGGCUGUUUGUAGAUAAUUGCCUGGCACAUUAUGACCAAUUAAUGAAUCUCAAGAGCUUAGUGACCAAAACAGACGUAUUCCACAUUGUAUCUGGCAUGUGGAAGACCCCAGCCGAACGGUGCUUCAUGUGGAUCGGUGGGUUCAGGCCAUCGGAGCUCAUUAAGAUUAUUGUGAGUCAAAUUGAACCCCUGACGGAGCAGCAAAUACUGGGUAUAUAUGGGUUGCAACAAUCUACGCAAGAGGCAGAAGAUGCACUCUCCCAUGGGCUUGAGGCUCUCAAUCAAUCUCUCUCAGACACUAUAACAUCUGACUCAUUGAGCUGUCCGCCAAAUAUGGCUAACUACAUGGGACAGAUGGCCAUGGCCAUAAAUAAGCUCUCUACUUUAGAGGAUUUCGUGAGACAGGCAGAUAAUCUGAGGCAGCAGACCAUUCACCGGGUGCAUGAGAUACUGACGACGCGUCAGGCGGCGAGGUGCAUGCUGGCGAUGGCCGAGUACUUCCAUCGUCUAAGAGCUCUCAGUUCUCUGUGGAUGGGACGACCUCUCCAAGAAUAAAAGGAUAACCUUUUCAGCGUCCUCCACAGCUUAUAUAUCUAAUCUCCUUAGUUAGCCUUUAAUCUCCUUGACUUUACUUUCUCUCUUCUAAUAUAUUAAUUAAUAUUAUAAAAUUGAUGUGAAUCUAUUUCUCUA